Molecule: messenger RNA, 2430 nt
Organism: Python bivittatus (Burmese python)
Lineage: Eukaryota; Metazoa; Chordata; Lepidosauria; Squamata; Pythonidae
Gene: STEAP1
Product: STEAP family member 1
Cellular component (GO): endosome; plasma membrane
Source: RefSeq, a predicted model, not a curated record
GCAGAGACGCCGGGCUGGCUGAAGCGGUUCGCCCGGGGAAUCGUUCCGCCACGGCCAGAAGACGGAAAAAAGUCGUAAGUUCAGACCGCUCAUUCGGGAAAUGUUCAAAACAGAGCCACGUCUGUCCGGCCGGCAGUCGGGUGAGAGAGCAGCCCGUCCACAACUCCGGACAGACAAAACCCGUCGCUCACCAAAUAGCUGCCGAGCAAGAGCCAUCUAGUAGCCAUAGACAGAACAACAGUCAUUGGUCAAAAAAUAUGGAUCAGGAUGAAAAUCAGAAAAUGGAUCCUGAAAUAACACAGGAGGGUUUCAGCAAUGCGAUUAUGGACUUACAGGCUACUGGCAUUUCUGAAGUAAUUGUGUUUUCCCAUACGCAUCAAAAAAUCCACACAGAUGAAUUUGAAUCUCCUCCCAAUAAGUACUGCGAUAAUGAUAUUUUUCCUAAAUGGCGUUUGCCAGUGAAAACAGCAUUAAUACUCUCUUUGUUUACAUUUACUUAUACUUUCCUAAGGGACAUCAUCCAUCCUUUUGUCACUGCCCAAGAAAAUGUAUUUUAUAAAAUUCCAAUUUUGGUCAUAAACAAAGUCUUACCGGUGGUAUCGAUUACUCUUCUGGCCCUGGUUUAUUUACCUGGAAUAUUAGCUGCAGGUUUCCAAUUCCAUUAUGGAACUAAGUAUAGACGGUUUCCACAAUGGUUAGACAAGUGGAUGUUAUCAAGAAAACAAUUUGGACUUCUUAGCUUCUUGUUUGCUUCAAUGCAUGCCUGUUACAGUUUGUGCUAUCCACUGAGGAGAUCAUACAGAUACAAACUCUUGAACUGGGCAUAUCAGCAGGUACAGCAGAAACAGGAAAAUGCCUGGAUUGAACAUGAUGUCUGGAGAAUGGAGAUUUAUGUAUCUCUAGGAAUUCUGGCACUUGCUUUACUGGCUCUGUUGGCAGUAACAUCAAUUCCAUCUGUCAGCUACUCACUGACUUGGAGGGAGUUUCAUUAUAUUCAGAGCAAGAUGGGAUAUUUAGCUCUGCUGCUUUGUACUAUUCAUGCACUAGUAUUUGCAUGGGAUAAAUGGAUCGACGUACGCCAGUACUUAUGGUAUACUCCACCCACAUUUAUAAUAGCAGUUAUUCUUCCAAUUGUAGUUCUGACUUGUAAAAUUAUCCUGCUGUUCCCAUGCUUUAGGAAGAGACUACAAAAGAUCAGAUCUGGUUGUGAUGCUGUGACAAAUAAGACACAGAUCACUUCCAAACUGUAGAUUCACUGACCUUUUCCAGCUCCUAAACAAAACAGUUGAUAUAUGGUGGUUGCAGUUCUAUCUGUAGAUACAUGGAAUAAGCCCCAUUAGACUUGUUGAGGUUUAUUCCUGAAUAUACAUAUCUAGGAUCAAACUGCACAAUAGAAAGUCCACCUAUUUAUGGAGUAAACAUUUUUGUAUUCCAUUUUUACUGAUCAAAUCCUGAGAUUGUGCCCCUAUGAUCCCAUAUACAUGAAUCCAUAAAAAUCCCAAAAAUUUCUUAUUUAGUCAGAAUCUUCUUCAGUGAUACUAUGGACCUAUAAUAUUUAAAUACUUGUAAUACAGAUUGUGUUUCAAUCUAAAAUAUGCAGGACAAUAAAUAUGCAUAAGUAAAAUGUGAACAAUGGACCAUCCUUGCCUGGACAUUACAGUGACUGAAGCUCAGUAGAGUAGAUACAGUACAUUCUUUUGCCCACAAAGAUCAUCUCCCUCUCUCCUUCCCUCCCUCCAUUUCUCUCUUGUUGUUACACAUAGGAAAUCCCAUUAAAUAAAUCAAAGAUUUGUAUGUUCAUCUAAGUAUAUGUUCAGAUCAACUAAUGUAGCCACUUUAUAUAAAAUAAUUUAAAAAACAUAAAACUUUUGUAGGAGAGGUCAUUACUUUGGACUAGGAAAUCUAGCACAUAGAAUCAGCUGUCAGACAACAGGUGCCUAGUGUGGGUAACAGAGCUGGAAAAGGGAUGCCUUACCAGCAUCUGGUCUUCUAACAUGUUAUUCUAUACCUGGAGAUUCUGGGAUAAUUUGUGGUACUUGAAAAAGAGGUUCAAGAAUGUUAGGAGUCCCUCUUUUAAAGCCAGUUGAGGUGGUAACCAUCACAUGUUCUAUACGUCAAUUCCAUCAUGUAACACUUUGUUAGUUGUGAACACCUACUAGUUAAGUUCAUAUGCUAUUACAAGAGCUGAAUAACUGCAAAAAAUAGAAUUUUGGUUCUAACAAUAUAGUUCAAUUAUGGCUGAAAGAGGUUUGGGCAUGGAUUGAUCUGGCAUUUCCCAAAUUUUAUUUGCUUUUGGGGGGGAUGAUUUCCACCUGUGGAAGAUGGGGUCUAAUUAAUAGGGACUAUUAAUUUGAAAUCUGGAGAAUAUUCUCAUUUUCUUCCCAUUGACCUUGUAACUAAGUUCUGUGUUUCUUAAAAUUAUAUUGUGAG